Centruroides sculpturatus (bark scorpion) is the source of this 2067-nucleotide messenger RNA. Its product is annotated as serine/threonine-protein kinase PAK mbt-like. The record is from RefSeq and is a predicted model, not a curated record. Gene Ontology annotation, biological process: intracellular signal transduction; regulation of MAPK cascade; protein phosphorylation. Gene Ontology annotation, molecular function: ATP binding; protein serine/threonine kinase activity. Lineage: Eukaryota; Metazoa; Arthropoda; Arachnida; Scorpiones; Buthidae. The coding region runs from base 505 to 2052 and encodes 515 amino acids. Gene Ontology annotation, cellular component: cytoplasm. The transcript is spliced from 8 exons.
UUAAAGUUUUUGUGUUUUUUUCUCUUGCUUUUUUAUCAAGUCUUAACUUUUAUGUUUUACAGUUUUACUUGUUUUCUCCCCUUUGUUCAGUGGUGCAUUAUAGCUUCUUGAGGCCCAGGUGAAUUUGAAUUAGGAGGCCUAUGUACAGUGUUGACUUCAGAUAUUUUUCUUCAGGGCAUUUUUUGGGAAGUUAUUUUCGUAUAAAAGAUCAGUUGUGGGGCUCCCUGUUGGCAGGGGCCCUGGGCAAUUGCCAUUUUUGCCACAGGAUGAUGCACCACUUCCUUUGUUUUAAAAUACUUAGUUACUCCAACAGUCACUAUUAAAUAUCAUUUUGGUUUUAUCAAAUUGUACAAUAAGGACUGCAAGGGCAAAUAGCCUGAAAUGCAUUUUAAUUGUUGUAUAAAGUCUAUAUUAUUCAACAAAAAGUGUUCCUGUGUGAUAAGCUCUACAUAGCAAUUUUGUGCUUACUCCCAAAGAACAUGAAAGAACAAGAAUCUUUCAAUCAUGUUUAGUAGAAAAAAGAAAAGGCCUGUCAUAUCUGCUCCAAUAAAUUUUGAGCACAGAGUGCAUACUGGAUUUGAUGAGAAGGAACGCAAGUUUGUUGGGUUGCCGCCGCAGUGGGCGAGUCUAAUUCCAUCGCAACAAGAUAGACCAAAACCCAUUAUCGAUCCGUCUUGUAUAACUCCUACAGAAAUGAUGGAUAUAAAACUACAUACCAUAGUUAGAGGAAGUUCCACCCAUCUCAAAAAUGGACCAUUGUCUGUUUCAAGAUCUAAUUCAUUGAGGAAAGAAAAUUCAUCAGAUAUGCUUAGUGAAUGCCAAAAUCAUAAAUCAUCUUUAAACAAAGAAUGUAUGGAAUCUUCUCAUAGUCAUCAUCACCAUCACCAUCAUCACCAUAUGUAUCAUCCUAUCGAACUCCAUCCCAUCUGUCAUUGUGCAAGUUUUAAUGACAGACACGAAAUAAAUUCUGUAUAUCAUGAUAAUUAUUUGGCCAGUAGAAGACAUAAUUCUAGUGAAGAUUAUUUAAAGGGAAGUGUUUCGGAACACGAAUUAAAAAACUGUGUGUCUCAUAAACAUCGUUUGUAUGAUUAUGAUAAUACUCAAUACUUGGACAGAAACAAUUCUAAGUCCCAUUUAAAUAAUGAAGGUGCUAAUUUAGAAAGGAAAAAAUUUGAUAAAAUGUGUGACAGUAAAGACAGCUUUAAUAGUAUUGGUUUACCGUUGUAUGUUUCAUCAAACACAUAUCCACCAUUUAAGAGUAAAGCAUUAUCGUGCCAAGUUAAAAAGAAAAUAGAUCAUCAAAAUUACAUUAAACACGAAUACCAGCCAUUACAAGUUAAUAAAGUUCAUCAAAUUGAGCAACGUAAACUUUCUCAUGAUCAGUUUAGGGCAGCACUGCAAAUGGUUGUCAGCCCAGGUGAUCCACGCGAACAUUUAGAUAAUUUUAUAAGAAUUGGAGAAGGAUCCACCGGAGUUGUAUGUAUAGCAACUGAUAAAAGAACUGGUUGUCAAGUAGCGGUUAAAAAGAUGGAUCUACAUAAACAGCAACGAAGAGAACUGUUAUUUAACGAAGUUGUAAUUAUGAGGGAUUAUCAUCAUCCAAAUAUUGUUGAAAUGUAUGACAGCUUCUUAGUUGAUGAUGAAUUAUGGGUAAUAAUGGAAUUGCUAGAAGGUGGUACUCUGACUGACAUUGUUACUCAUGCAAGGAUGGAUGAAGAACAAAUUGCAAUGGUUUGCAAGCAAUGCCUCAAUGCCUUAUCAUUUUUACAUUCACAAGGUGUCAUUCACAGAGAUAUUAAAAGUGAUUCCAUUUUACUAACAGGUGAAGGAAAGGUUAAAUUAUCAGAUUUUGGAUUUUGUGCUCAAAUAUCGAACGACCUAGCAAAGAGAAAAUCUUUGGUUGGAACACCUUAUUGGAUGGCACCAGAAGUGAUAUCAAGACAACCAUAUGGUCCAGAGGUAAUUAGAAUUUACUUAUACAAAGUCUUCCAAAAGAAUACUACCAUUUUAAAUUAUUAUAAUUAUGUUAAUUAUUAUUCAAGAACAUUAUAAUGUACAUUAAAACAU